This is a messenger RNA of Pieris macdunnoughi, 702 nucleotides long. The record is from the annotation of a GenBank genome assembly. Lineage: Eukaryota; Metazoa; Arthropoda; Insecta; Lepidoptera; Pieridae.
AUGUCUACAUUUUUAGAUCUUCCAAUGCUGAACGAGUGUGAUGCAGACGGGAUUGUUGGUACCAUAAAAGCGACACUCGCUAGAUUCAAUAUACCUCUACAAAAUUUAAUGGGCAUCGGAACAGAUAAUGCUUCCGUGAUGACCGGCGUCAAUAACGGUGUAUUGAUGGCGAAAUUACGAGUUAGCUGGUCUUUUGAUAGCCUAAAAAAAGCUAUAAAGCUUAUUGAUGGUGGUUCUUCUAUGAGAAAUGCUGCUAAGGUAUUGGGGAUCCUAUUUUCAAGCCUUCAAAAGAGGAUAAAAGAAGGUUCUGCCUCAGCACCACGUCUUGGACGAUUCACUGUCUUUAGUGCUGAGACAGAAGCCGAGCUAGCAAACUUGGUGAAGAAAAUAGCAAACAUGCAUUUCAACAGUCCAAACUCCUGCAAAAAUUCUGGCUACCAAAGGACAGAAGAGAGUGGAUCUAUAACCAGUUGGGAGAGAGGAAAAAACCUCACUUUGUUGUGUGCUAUGAACGCAGCAAGCGGUUACAUUCCACCGAUCUUUAUUUUACCUGGGUUUUGGUUGACUCCUCUGCUAGAGAAGGAUGGUCCAGCAGGAGCGCUUUACAAAUGCUCUGUCAACGGUUGGAUUAAAGAGAAUCUCUUUCUUGAAUGGUUGGUGCACUUUGUGCCAAGCCAUCUGGAGAUGAACCCAUCCUUUUAA